Molecule: messenger RNA, 1207 nt
Organism: Thlaspi arvense
Lineage: Eukaryota; Viridiplantae; Streptophyta; Magnoliopsida; Brassicales; Brassicaceae
Source: the annotation of a GenBank genome assembly
AUGGAGAUUAGCAAGACGAGGAUUAGCCACGCGAUUCUAGUGGUCACCUUUGAAGAAGAUCCUGAAUCGCCUGCGUCGUUGUUGUUAUCGUCGUCGUUUAAUCUUCCGGUAAAGAACUCCGGCGAGAGAUUCGUUGUAAUCGGCGAGGAAGACGAUGAAAUUCAUCACAUAUCUCGUGAGCGGAUGAACUCCGCCUCCAGGAAUCGGAGAUUUCGAGGAUUCCUUCGUGAUGGAAGCUUCGAAUUCGGCGACCAUCGAAUUGAUCGAUUCGCCGAGGUUGGUGAGCGAAUCGGCGGCUUCGGAAGUCGAAUCGUAGCUGAAGAUCUCUUCGAUUUGGGGAAGAAGACGAGAGAUCGUCUGGUAAACGUCGAGAGUCGAGAAGAUCUUCUCGACGGUUUUUCGGCAUUUCGCGACACUCACGGGGAAGACGAAGAGAGUCAAAGCACUGUCAAGCGUGAUCUCGGAGAAGCAAGACUCGGCGACGGAGACGGAAAUCUUAACGCACUCGUUCUCGUAGCCAGAAGAUAUCAUACAAUCAGCGAUCAAUUUCAAAUCAGUCAUGACAUCUGCAUCUUCAGAUUUCGGAGCGUUGGAGUAAACCGAGACUUUCUUCCUCGCGUUAAACGAUUCCGAAGAUCGAACAGAGAUGGAUUCAGGAUCGAGAUUUCGUCGAUUCGAUUUCAGAACUCGAUAGAACUCCUUCUCCAAGUGUUUCAUCGCGAUGGUGACAAGGCUAUGCGCUCGAGCGAGCUUAUGUGACUCGGGAUUCACCAACAUUACUCCUUGAAUCGCGUAUUGCAAGCUAUUAAUGACUUCGAUGAAUCUUCUUCCUUCGACUCGAUUUUGGGUGGAGAAGAUGGAGGAGAGGGAGCAUGAAGAAGAAGCAGAGAGAUCUGGAGAAAUCCAUUUUCUUGUGAAAGUUUCGGUUGCUUCAAUACUAUCGAUCAAUAGAGACUCGGAGAAGCUUUGGUAUGGACGAGGUUUCGACCUUUUCCCUAGGGUCGCUGACGGUUUAAAUAAUAGCAUCAUUUUGAUUUGUAAAUUUGAUAGACUUUGAAGAAUUGAUGUUUGAAGAUUUGUUUUGUAAAUUUGAUAGAAUGUGAAGAAAUGAUGUUUGAAGUUCAAUUUUUUUUUUUUUUUUUUUUGGUUUUGGAGGUUCUAAGGAAGUAAUGUUUUUUCAUUGACUAUUUUAUGUUUGAGGUCUUUU